AUACUUAAGCCUGGUGACGGCGUAUUCCGCUCACUUUGGUGGUGUGCGAGAAAGGUAUUUGGGCUUCUGUAUGAAUGAAAUAUGUCUAUGCAGUAUGACUGGUUUAAUGUUAUUGAUCAGACACGACCCCUGCACGGUGUGGUCCCAGAUUCCGCAAUCCUGCGGCACGCGACCCAUGUAGCGAUGAGCUCAGACAGAAAACCGAAUCGGACCGAUAAAUCGUGUUUCUAUUGUCUCGUUUUGAAGGCGAUUGCUUGUUAUAGAAACAUCUGCCUGUCUGUACUGAUGCACGGUCUCGUUGUUCGCUGUUUUGGAUAACGUCAUGCACAUUUUCCAUGUGCUGUCAUAUCGAUACGCAUCGAAGGCGGAAUUAUCGGGAUUAUCGGACGGGACAGAUUUUUGUUUGUGUUUUUAUGCUGUAAUAUGUGUUUUUGUUAGUGUUUAACAUCUAUAGAGGGUCAUUUUGUAUGUGUCUGAUCGCUAACACAGUGCUCGUCAGGCAUGAAGUCGCCCAAAAUGAUCAGACACGUGUCCGAUUCGGUCCUCGGGACGUCACAUUGUCACUUUUGACACCUGCGUUUUAGUUUUUUACAUUGAUACUCCGUUACGCUCAGACGCGCGUCAUGGACCUGAAUUUUUACUCUGAUUUAUCGGACGGAACCGGGCAGCCAGGUGAUGCGGCGUUCUUGGAUCCUCAGGCAUUUAACGGAUUUGACACCGUUCAGAAGUUCCCAGGCGGCAAUGACAACUACCUGGCGAUCAGCGGAGAGGGUCACCACUUCCUGUCGUCUUCAGAGACGUUUCACACUCCCAGUUUGGGCGAUGAGGAGUUUGAGAUUCCGCCCAUCUCCCUUGACCCUGAAUCCGCCCUCAGCGUCUCCGAUGUCGUUUCUCACUUCGGCGAAUUGGGCGACGCUGGACCCUCAUCGGGCAUUCCGGGGAAUGCAGUGGUUGGCGAGAACGAUCCGUCGUUCGCUUCGACAUUUGUGAACGCCCCCUCACAGGGUCUGGAGCACCUGAGUCUGAUGAGUCAACAGGGCGGUGGGCCGAUGCUCGGCUCCACACUGGGAAUGGAUAUUGGCCAUCCCAUUGGUUCGCAGUUCAGUAGCUCCUCCCCAAUGACCAUAGAUGUCCCGCUGAGUGACAUGAACCACGGCCUGUUGGGACACAAUCAGCUGACCACGAUUGACCAAUCAGAACUCAGCGCUCAGCUCGGGCUCAGUCUGGGUGGCGGUGCUAUCCUGCCUCGCUCGCAGUCACCUGACCAGCCGCUGUCCGCCACUGGUUCGCCAUCUGAUUCAAUGCAGGACGACGACAUGGACGAUUUCAGACGGAAGAGUGUUCUGGUGGAUUCUCCCGUGUCCCUGUCCGUGUCGUCUGGGGUCAUCUCUCUCUCGCCGUCUCUCUCUGACCAGCCCGCCACCCCGGUGGCAAUCGCCGCCCCGCUACGGAAAGCAGGUGGCGGCGGGAAGAAAGGCAAGAAGAAGAAAGAUCCGAACGAGCCGCAGAAACCCGUGUCCGCGUAUGCGUUGUUUUUUAGAGACACGCAAUCCGCCAUCAAGGGCCAGAAUCCUAACGCGACAUUUGGGGAGGUGUCCAAGAUCGUCGCCUCCAUGUGGGAUAGUUUGGGAGAGGAGCAGAAACAGGUAUACAAAAGGAAGACGGAAGUGGCGAAGAAGGAGUAUCUCAAAGCACUGGCAGCUUAUAAAGCCAGUCAGCUGUCUCAGCAGCCGACUAUUGAAGUGUUCGACACUGCACCAUCGCCACCGCCAGCCCCACGACCCACCGUCGCCCUGACCCCUGACCCUACGCCAACUGCCACCCCUACCCGCUCAUCACGCAUCCCGCUGCACGCACCGGACAACAACACCAUCACUAACAUCUGCACGUCCAACAUCAUAUUAGACCUGCCGCAAGUCACCACGCGCUCGCGCACGGGGGCACACAAACCUGCGGCGAGCGCUCCUGCCCCGCGCGCUGCUGCCCACGCCCUGCCCAUCGUUACAAAGAUCGUCAUUCCAAAGCAGCAUGCGCAAUCAUCCGCGGCUUCGGCCGCCCGCCAGCCUCCGCCCCUCCAGCAGAUGCAGAACACGCCCCCACCGCCCCGCCUGCAGCAGAUGGUACAUUCCCCAGCCCCGCCCCCUCUACAGGCGAAGCCGCGCGGAGGUGCGGCCGCCGGACAAGUCGUUGCCAUGGCGCUGCCACCGCCUCUGCAAAUCAAGAUAGUCCCCGCCCUCGUGCAGACGGAUUUGAGCGCUCCGAUAAUAGUGACGACCGUUGCCACGGCGCCGGUCGCGGAACCUGCUUCCGUUGUGGCCGCCCUGUCGCCAUCGGCAACAGUAGAACUGGCUGAAGGAGAAGAAGGGAUGGAGGUGGAGUUGAAUGUUUGUUCGACUUCAGACGCAACACCGUCAAAUGCUCCCAUUAUGUGUGUGCGCGCCGGCUGCAACAACCCUCCGAUAGAGAGUAAAGACUGGGACAGAGAAUACUGCAGCAAUGAGUGUGUGGCCACACACUGCAGGGACGUCUUCAUGGCCUGGUGUGCGAUCAGAGGACAAAAUUCAACCACCGUCACAUAAAAUCAUAGGAACACGUGAGCGAGAGACGAUAGACGGCGGUGCGUGACGUAUGCUUGUGUAACGGCAAACUGAAAACUAGCAUACGCACGCUUUCCACUGUUACAUCCCAUAUCUGGACUUCAGGACUGGAGUCAGCGAGUAACAGCACUGAUCAUAAUAGCACUUAUAAACUGGAACCAAUCAGGACCAGAGAACAGUGAGGCUCCAUCAUGGGACGACCAGAGAAUGCUGUUUAAAGUGGGAAUAAUUUGAAUAUUUAAAACGUUUAGCAUAUGUUUAAAUAACAUAACCUAAACGUGCAACUGUGGUGUCACAAUGGAGGAUUCAAAUGUUCAGUGUGUGUGCAAGAGCAUGUAGGCCUGAAGCAUAAGUAUGUGGACUCAUUGCUAUUUAUUUGGCAUCCCAACCUGUGUGUGGGGUGGU
This is a messenger RNA of Xyrauchen texanus (razorback sucker), 3002 nucleotides long. Its product is annotated as TOX high mobility group box family member 4-B-like. Gene Ontology annotation, cellular component: nucleus. The record is from RefSeq and is a predicted model, not a curated record. The transcript has 9 exons. Bases 624 to 2579 code for a protein of 651 amino acids. Gene Ontology annotation, molecular function: chromatin DNA binding. Gene Ontology annotation, biological process: regulation of transcription by RNA polymerase II. NCBI's taxonomy places the organism in Eukaryota, Metazoa, Chordata, Actinopteri, Cypriniformes, Catostomidae.